Suillus discolor is the source of this 228-nucleotide messenger RNA. RefSeq lists its product as uncharacterized. The annotation marks the transcript as partial. The record is from RefSeq and is a predicted model, not a curated record. Lineage: Eukaryota; Fungi; Basidiomycota; Agaricomycetes; Boletales; Suillaceae. The transcript is spliced from 2 exons.
AUACACCAAUUCCUCUCUCCACAUCCGAACAUUGUCACACUCCACCGUAUACUCGAGACUGACACUUUUCUACUCCUUGUCUUGGGAGUUUGGCAAUAUUCUCCUACUCAUUUCUCCUUGCCUCUCUCUGCGUUACUAAGCCACACCCGCCUCAGACUCAUUGCAAGCAUGUUCGCCCAAAUGUGUGAUGCAGUCACCGCAUGUCAUGACCAGCAUGCAGCCCGGCAC